GGGGGGCGGCGGUGGUCGUUCCCGCCGCCAUGGACGCGGACGAGCCGCCGCGGCCGUCGACCUCCCGGGGGGCGGGAGCGGCCGCCGCCGAGGCCCCGCAGGAGGAGGAAGGCGAGGAGGAGGAGGAGGAGAAAAAUGAUCCUCCAUUUCAACUCAAACUUCCCCCAAAAGCCUGUAGACCUGAGAAGGAAGUUGACCCGGAAUAUGAGGAAAAGAUGAAAACAGACCGCGCUAAAAGAUUUGAAUUCCUGCUGAAGCAGACAGAACUCUUUGCCCAUUUUAUUCAGCCCGCAGCCCAGAAAUCUCCAACAUCUCCACUAAAAGUGAAACUGGGUCGUCCACGAAUAAAGAAAGAUGAGAAACAAAGCCUUUUAUCAGCUGGGGAUUACCGACACAGGCGUACAGAGCAAGAGGAAGAUGAAGAGCUCUUGUCAGAGAGUCGGAAAACUUCUAACGUGUGUGUUCGGUUCGAGGUCUCGCCUUCGUAUGUGAAAGGAGGAACGCUUAGAGAUUACCAGGUGAGAGGAUUGAACUGGAUGAUCUCCUUGUAUGAAAAUGGAGUCAAUGGCAUCCUGGCAGAUGAAAUGGGUCUUGGUAAAACUCUGCAAACGAUUGCUCUCCUUGGUUAUCUGAAACACUACCGAAACAUCCCUGGACCGCACAUGGUUUUGGUUCCCAAAUCAACUCUGCAUAACUGGAUGAAUGAAUUUAAACGCUGGGUUCCAUCUCUCCGUGCCGUUUGUCUCAUCGGAGAUAAGGAUGCAAGAGCUGCUUUUAUUCGGGACGUCAUGAUGCCCGGGGAGUGGGAUGUCUGCGUCACUUCAUAUGAAAUGGUCAUUAAAGAAAAAUCCGUGUUCAAGAAGUUUAAUUGGCGAUACUUAGUCAUCGAUGAGGCACACCGAAUAAAGAAUGAAAAAUCAAAGCUUUCUGAGAUCGUUCGUGAGUUCAAGACAACAAAUCGAUUAUUGCUAACUGGAACUCCUUUGCAAAAUAACCUCCAUGAGCUUUGGGCAUUACUCAAUUUUCUGUUACCUGAUGUCUUUAAUUCGGCAGAUGAUUUUGAUUCCUGGUUCGACACUAAAAAUUGUCUUGGUGAUCAAAAACUUGUGGAGAGGCUGCACGCAGUUUUAAAACCAUUUUUGUUGCGUCGCAUAAAAGCUGAAGUAGAAAAAAGCUUACCUCCUAAGAAGGAAGUGAAAAUUUACCUAGGAUUGAGCAAGAUGCAGAGAGAAUGGUAUACAAGAAUCCUGAUGAAAGAUAUUGACAUCCUUAAUUCUGCUGGGAAAAUGGAUAAAAUGCGCCUGCUGAACAUUCUGAUGCAACUGCGGAAGUGUUGUAACCACCCGUAUCUGUUUGACGGGGCUGAGCCCGGCCCACCUUAUACCACCGACACCCACCUCGUCAAUAACAGUGGCAAGAUGGUGGCUUUGGAUAAAUUGCUAUCCAAACUCAAGGAGCAAGGUUCCAGAGUUCUUAUCUUUAGCCAGAUGACCCGGUUACUGGACAUUUUAGAAGACUACUGCAUGUGGCGAGGUUAUGAGUACUGUCGACUUGAUGGACAAACACCACAUGAGGAGAGGGAGGAAGCAAUCGAUACCUUUAACGCUCCAAACAGUAGCAAGUUUAUCUUCAUGCUGAGCACCAGAGCUGGAGGUCUGGGAAUCAAUCUGGCAACUGCGGACGUGGUUAUAUUGUAUGAUUCAGAUUGGAAUCCCCAGGUUGAUCUACAGGCUAUGGAUCGAGCACAUCGUAUUGGACAGAAGAAGCCAGUCAGAGUUUUCCGUCUCAUCACUGACAAUACUGUUGAGGACAGGAUUGUAGAAAGAGCAGAGAUAAAGCUGAGACUUGAUUCGAUUGUUAUACAGCAAGGCAGACUCAUCGACCAGCAGUCUAACAAACUGGCUAAAGACGAAAUGCUGCAGAUGAUACGCCACGGAGCCACUCACGUUUUUGCUUCGAAAGAGAGUGAGCUGACGGAGGAAGACAUUACAACUAUCUUAGAGAGAGGGGAAAAGAAGACAGCAGAAAUGAAUGAGCGCUUGCAGAAGAUGGGAGAAAGUUCCCUAAGAAAUUUUACUAUGGAUACAGAAACCAGUUUGUACAAUUUUGAAGGUGAAGAUUAUAGAGAAAAACAAAAGCUCAGCAUGAUGGAAUGGAUAGAACCUCCUAAACGAGAACGUAAAGCAAAUUAUGCAGUGGACGCCUAUUUUAGAGAGGCUUUACGUGUGAGUGAGCCUAAGAUUCCCAAGGCCCCGCGACCACCAAAGCAGCCUAAUAUUCAAGACUUUCAGUUUUUCCCACCAAGAUUGUUCGAACUUCUGGAAAAAGAAAUUCUCUAUUACCGGAAAACAAUAGGCUAUAAGGUCCCUAGGAAUCCCGAUCUCCCAAAUUCAGCUCAAGCACAAAAAGAAGAGCAGAAGAAGAUUGAUGAAGCGGAACCUCACACCACAGAAGAGACUGAAGAAAAGGAAAAACUGCUCACCCAAGGAUUCACAAACUGGAACAAACGAGAUUUUAACCAGUUUAUUAAAGCCAAUGAGAAGUAUGGGCGGGAUGACAUUGAUAAUAUAGCCCGAGAAGUGGAGGGAAAAUCACCCGAAGAGGUCAUCGAAUAUUCAGCUGUCUUUUGGGAACGUUGCAAUGAGCUGCAAGAUAUCGAAAGAAUUAUGGCUCAGAUCGAACGAGGCGAAGCAAGGAUCCAACGAAGAAUCAGUAUCAAGAAAGCUUUGGAUGCCAAGAUCGCAAGAUAUAAAGCCCCAUUUCAUCAGUUGCGCAUUCAGUAUGGAACAAACAAAGGAAAGAACUACACAGAAGAAGAAGACAGGUUCUUGAUUUGCAUGUUACACAAAAUGGGCUUUGAUAAAGAAAACGUCUAUGAAGAACUAAGACAGUGCGUGCGCAACGCUCCACAGUUCAGAUUCGACUGGUUUAUCAAGUCGAGAACGGCCAUGGAAUUUCAGAGGCGCUGCAAUACUCUCAUAUCGUUGAUUGAGAAAGAAAACAUGGAAAUUGAGGAGAAGGAGAGAGCGGAAAAGAAGAAACGAGGAACAAAAGCUCCCGUGUCACAGAAAAGAAAAGCGGAUUCAGCUGCGGACAGCUCUGGAAAGAAGGAUGCCAAGAAAGUGAAAUCCUAAAGCUUAGAUACAAAGUGGGAAAUUGCUGUUUUCUUCUCUACAUCUCCAAAUGUCAAUUGCCAGUCUGGUGUAUUCAUGGUACUCUUUAGAAAAACAAACAAAAAAAAACCCCCAAACCCCUCCCUGUUUUAAUUUUUUGCAUAUUUUGUAUAUUUUAAAAUGCUUUCUAUCUGAAAUGUGUAGCUUUAUAUUUUUUGCAUUCCGGUAUUUUAGUGUACUGUAUUUUGUGAAUUUCAUGUCUUCAUCAGAUUCCUCUCAGUCCUCGUUCUUUUGACGCUUGUGCUGAGGUUUUAGCUUUUAUAUGUUUUAUAUGCUGCUGCUUUGAAAGAGAACCUAGAUUCUAUAGCUGUAUUAUUGUUGUUUCAUAGUUUAAAUUUAUAUGGCCAUGGAAAAAUCGAAUUAAAAUGAUUUGGGGAGAAA
Ornithorhynchus anatinus (platypus) is the source of this 3554-nucleotide messenger RNA. RefSeq names its product SWI/SNF related, matrix associated, actin dependent regulator of chromatin, subfamily a, member 1 (gene SMARCA1). The record is from RefSeq and is a predicted model, not a curated record. Gene Ontology annotation, molecular function: ATP-dependent chromatin remodeler activity; nucleosome binding; DNA binding. Gene Ontology annotation, cellular component: chromatin; nucleus. The transcript is spliced from 24 exons. Lineage: Eukaryota; Metazoa; Chordata; Mammalia; Monotremata; Ornithorhynchidae. Bases 30 to 3134 code for a protein of 1034 amino acids. Gene Ontology annotation, biological process: regulation of transcription by RNA polymerase II; nucleosome organization.